AUGAAACUAGCAGAUUUUGCAAUUUUUUGGCUGGGCAUUAGUUCAGAAGUAAUUUCCGCUCAUUUGCACAUAGGGGAAAAUCUCCGAACCACCUUUCACAAUACGAAGGUCAUAUCUCAGUUUUAUAAAGCAGCAAAAUCGUACAAUAUAGAUGAGUUCAAUGAUCGUUUCAAUCAAAUCAGAGAUACCGUCCCUGGGGCCGCUGAACAUCUUGAACGUGUUGGAUUCCACAGAUGGAGCAGGGUAUUCUUCCCCGGAAAUAGGUAUAAUCUUAUGACGUCAAACAUUGCUGAGUCGUUGAAUUCAAUGUUCAAUGUUGAAAGAGAGUUUCCCAUUAUUGCUUUAUUUGAUGUCAUAAACAAGAGAUUUGCAGAAAAAUUUCAUGAGAGACAUACUGUACUUGCUGCAACGGAUACUAUAGCCGCUGCAAUAGAUACUAUAGUUGUUGCAGCAGAUUCCUCACAUGCUGCAGCAGAUACUAUACUUGCUACAACAGAUACUACUUGGUAUUUGUUCCAACAUAUCUGUCACUCGCGUAAAACUACUGAAACACCUUAA
Lycium barbarum (goji berry) is the source of this 558-nucleotide messenger RNA. RefSeq lists its product as uncharacterized. Lineage: Eukaryota; Viridiplantae; Streptophyta; Magnoliopsida; Solanales; Solanaceae. Bases 1 to 558 code for a protein of 185 amino acids. The transcript has 5 exons. The record is from RefSeq and is a predicted model, not a curated record.